AUGAGCAUUGCAUGUCAGCUGACAUACAGAUCGGUGAAGAUAAGCGAGGACAAGGAGGGCGUGGACGAGUUCGUGCACAACUUGCGGAUCUGGAUGAAGGACAAGAUGUCCAUCGCGGCCGUGAAGGAGGGCACGGAGAAGCUCGUCGGCUGCCUCAUCAUGCGCAUACAGGAGAAAAAUUCAUAUUCCCGGACAUUCAGCCGCGUAAAGCUAACGUACAACCCGCUUUACAGCACUGUUAUGAAGUUUUACAACGAGGUUGAGAAGCCUGUGAAUUUAUUCGAGAAGCUCGGCGUGAGGAAAUAUCUGAAGGUGUACAUAAUGGCUUUGAAGAGCAGGUACCGGCAUAGAGGAAUAGGAGCCGAGCUGCUGAAAGCCGCGUUCCCUUUAGCAGCCAGCGGCUUCAUACCAGCUGUUACCGGGAUUUUGAGUACCGGACACAUGCAGAAGGAGGCUGAGAAACUGGGCUUCCAGAAAUUCAAUGAGAUAUAUUAUGUUAGGUAUCUUAUUGAUGAUGAGAUCGUGUUCUGGGACACGGGACUGGGUAACUACGGCGCUGCCCUGAUGGGUUACCGUAUUCCAGGCGUCGAGGAGAUACCUGACCUGCAGCCGGCGCGCUCCUCCAGGUUCCAGGUCAUGGAACAACUGGAUGAUGAUGAUGAGACGUGACUAACGUGCCGUGAUGGCUUGAAUUAAACAUUUUGGGACUUUCAAUCAAUGCUUUGUAAAAAAUAAG
Messenger RNA from Leguminivora glycinivorella, 736 nucleotides. RefSeq lists its product as uncharacterized. NCBI's taxonomy places the organism in Eukaryota, Metazoa, Arthropoda, Insecta, Lepidoptera, Tortricidae. The transcript is spliced from 4 exons. Bases 1 to 669 code for a protein of 222 amino acids. The record is from RefSeq and is a predicted model, not a curated record.